AUGAAUUUGAGAUCUGAAUUGCAGAAACUAUUGAACGUUUGCUUUUUGUUUGCGUCUGCAUACAUGUUUUGGCAAGGCUUAGCCAUUGCUACCAAUAGCGCUUCUCCCAUCGUGGUUGUUCUUUCAGGCUCCAUGGAACCAGCUUUCCAAAGAGGUGACAUCCUUUUUCUAUGGAAUAGAAAUACUCUCAACCAGGUAGGUGAUGUCGUGGUGUAUGAAGUAGAGGGGAAACAAAUUCCCAUUGUGCAUAGAGUUUUGAGACAACAUAACAAUGGCGCGGACAAGCAAUUCCUCCUGACCAAAGGUGACAAUAAUGCUGGCAACGACAUUUCGUUAUAUGCCAACAAGAAAAUUUACUUGAAUAAGUCAAAGGAAAUUGUGGGGACCGUCAAGGGCUACUUCCCACAACUAGGGUACAUUACGAUUUGGAUCAGCGAGAACAAAUAUGCCAAGUUUGCAUUAUUAGGUAUGUUGGGGUUGAGUGCUCUGCUGGGUGGUGAAUAG
This is a messenger RNA of Saccharomyces paradoxus, 504 nucleotides long. It is a transcript of the gene SEC11, whose product is annotated as signal peptidase complex catalytic subunit SEC11. The coding region runs from base 1 to 504 and encodes 167 amino acids. Gene Ontology annotation, cellular component: signal peptidase complex; membrane. Lineage: Eukaryota; Fungi; Ascomycota; Saccharomycetes; Saccharomycetales; Saccharomycetaceae. The record is from RefSeq and is a predicted model, not a curated record. The transcript has a single exon. Gene Ontology annotation, molecular function: serine-type endopeptidase activity.